UUUCAUUUCUUCCCACCGAAGGCAAGUGGCUGCAGAAAGGGGUGACUUUCCCCCCCCGAAAUGGAGUAAGAUCGCAUCCCAGGUCCACGCCUGGAGUAGCAGCUUUAGCUUUUAACUUUGUUUUGGACCUGUGAACAAUCCAGCAUGUAUAGAAACCGGGUCGCGUGCACACAGGAGCUAAAAAUGCUAGCUAGCUCUAGUUUGCUAACAAGUUGCCUGUAUCUAUUAGCACUCGUUUCAUAACUAAAACAUUUAUUUCUCGAGUUAUUAGCAAGCAUGUUCAAAUUCGGAGCAAAACAAACCAACGUUAGUAAGAUUGUGCUUAUUAAAUAUCCUAAUUUGUAAACAUUUAGGCUAGAGACAGAGAGCUAGCCCGCUAACGUUAGCUUAGGAAUGGCAACCAUGAUGCCGUACUGUAGUUACUAAGCAAGUAAUAGCUUACUUUAACCAGAAAGUGGAUAUGGACGCUGCAGAUUUACUACGACGGAUCGUUUAAAUUUGCAAAAGUUUGGACAUCCUACCUGAGUGUGCUAUUCUCCAGUUUAAAUGGUGUCAAUGGUCUCCUCCUCCUCCAUGUGUUUGGAGUGCUCUCCUGUUGCGCGCCCUCUAGCGAGCAAAGCGCGAAUAAACAACGCCUGCGUCCUGUUGGGCUUCAGGGCAUCAGGAGUGACCUCACAUGACUUUGGGACAUUACUGGGAGGAAAUCUCAAGAUCCUCAAGAAUAUUAUUCUCCAGGAUGGUGCGGAAUUCACAAAGGUGUGGACCAAAUCCUCCAAAUCGGUCAUCUCGUAUGAAAGUGGAAGGAUAUAUUUUGAGAAUUACAGAUGUUCCUACACCAGCCUAACGCCUCAGCCACAGCUCUUGUAUGAGAUGCCAAAGCGAUCUAAAGCUGAGAAGAUUGAGGAUUCCUUAUUAUGCCAGUGCCCAGUUGAUAAAGUGCUCCCAUGGGCCUUGGAGCAGAAACCCAGCCUUCUAGCCCUAACAGCUAAUAACUGGUUGUAUCAUCUGUCAGCUGACACAGGACAAACACUACACAAAGUCUACCUCUCCUCUCAUUUCAAGUUCAGAUCCCUGGGAUGGGAUGUCUCUCAGGAAACAUUUUAUGUCAAAUCCAUUCAGCAUAAACAGACACCACUAGCACGACAGGCUGGUGUUGAGAACAACGUCCUCAUGCAUUUAGCCAUAUUUAAAGUUUUUCCUCUUGAUGUUAUUGGACUUCUGGAGAUCAACAAAAAAGUCUUUGGUAAAUCUGUGGUUGAUGUUCUGCUGUCUCAAGGAGUGUUGGCUGUGUCACACAGCUCAAAAUGUGUAAAGCUUUACAGCUUUGAAUACAUUGUGAAAAAGUUCAGGACCAAGAAGCUGGUACUGGGACAGGAGUGUGAUUUCUAUGGUGCUAGGGGAAUAGUGGGAGAUGCUCCCUACGGUAUUCCAGUCAACAUUCACCUCAAGGAGUGUCCUCCUGCGCUGUUCGAGAUGUCGUACUUGGAUAAUGGGAUCCAGAUCGGAGGCCACCCAUGGCACUACAUCUACACACCAAAUCAUAAGAGACAUAGAGGAACACACCACAUCUGCUCCAUCAGUGAUGGUGCCCUGGCAAAGAAUGGUGUGCAGGAUAUGAAGUGCGACUCGCUGGAGGCAGACUGGAUCUUCUUCCACCCAGAUGACUCGGGCAGGAUCAUUCAUGCUGGACCCAGUACCAUAAAUGUUAUGAAAAUCAAAGCAGAAAAAGAAUUCAGUUCAAAGUAUGAGGUGGUCUGUGACUUCUCUAUUAUAGCAUCUCGAGAAAACAGUGCCUCCUCCCAAGUGACCGUGACCACCUCUGGUCGAACAGUGAAGAAAAGAAUUCAGCAGCUGGAAGAUGAUCCUGAGCAGGAGACAUUUAAGAUGGUUAAAUAUGAAGACGAGCUGGAUCUGCUGGCCAUUGUGGAAGUCAGUCAUACAGAAGAUGAGGGACGAGCAAGUGUACACCUCCACCACAAUAAAAGUGGAGCAUUGCUGAAAAAAAUUGCCCUUCAGGAGCCAUGGGAUGUGACCUACAGUCAUGAAGUCUACUUCGACAGGGACACAAUAAUUCACAUUGAACAAGAGAGGAACAACAGCUACUGUUGCCAUGUUUAUAAGAUAAAACGAAGGACAAACUGAAUGCACAACUUGUAGAUAUUCAAGUGACUAGCUCAAAAUAUUUACUAUAAUUUGCUUUUUUUUUAAACUCUCUCUCAGAUUUUCUACAGACCCAGUUUGUUGAAUAAAA
This is a messenger RNA of Neoarius graeffei (lesser salmon catfish), 2251 nucleotides long. It is a transcript of the gene dcaf17, whose product is annotated as ddb1 and cul4 associated factor 17. The record is from RefSeq and is a predicted model, not a curated record. The transcript is spliced from 14 exons. Gene Ontology annotation, cellular component: Cul4-RING E3 ubiquitin ligase complex. Bases 547 to 2142 code for a protein of 531 amino acids. NCBI's taxonomy places the organism in Eukaryota, Metazoa, Chordata, Actinopteri, Siluriformes, Ariidae. Gene Ontology annotation, biological process: protein ubiquitination.